AAUACACACACAAUCAAUUCAAAACCUUUUACCUCUUUCUUUCUCUCUCUCUCUCUAUUUCAACAAGUAACAAAUGUCUGCUGCAGUCCACAACACUACUGACUCUGACAAGCCUGCUCAAGCAAAUGAGCCAGGAAAAUGGCGUUCAUUCUCCACCCAAGAUGAAAAUGCCGUAGCCGCUGUCUUUCCUGACAGAGUUACUGGUCCUUCGGUUUGGGAUGGAAAAUAUCUCGAAAACCACCCAGAGGAGUGGAUUUACUAUCUCACUGAGGAUGACAUCAAAGACAUCGACAGUGGUCUCAAGCACUUUAACUCCCUGAACCUUCCUUUGAUUGAGAUCAAGGAGACAAACUUCCCUCUCGGAAAUUUUACAAAAAUUAUCAAGAAACACCAAGAAGAUUUCUUCAAGGGAACUGGUUUUGGACUUUUGCGUGGAUUUCCUAUCACCAAAUACGAUCGCAAGGACCAGGCUGCCAUCUUCAUGGGCAUUGGUUCCUACAUUGGCACCCUUAAGCCCCAGAAUGCAAAGGGCCAUGUCUUGGGCCAUAUCAAGGAUCUCACGACCGGCUCGACCACCAAGAGCGUCUACAAUGUCGAUGACCCAACCACGCGUAUCUACGCCACCCGCAAGGCCCAGCCUUUCCACGCCGAUGGCACUGACAUCGUUGCCUUGCUGUGUUUGUCUGAAGGUGAAUCUGGCGGACUGAGCUCGGUCAUUUCAUCCCACACGCUCUACAACCGCCUCUCUGACCUGCGCCCCGAUAUUGUCGAGCUCUUGAAGCAGGCCUGGUUGUGGGACAAGAAGGGUGAGCAUGGCCCCAACGAAGCACCUUAUCUUGCUGCCCCUCCCAUCGUCUUCCACAAGGAUCAUCUUUUUACCUUCUGGGGUCCUCACUUUUACGAAACCGUCACUCGCUUCCCUGGUGUCACAGUCGAGGCCGAGAAGUUUGAGGCAAUGGAGUACGUCCAGAAACUCUGUGAGCGCGAGGCUCUGAACAUGAGACUCGAGGUCGGAGACAUCCAGCUUGUCCAGAACUACCAGCUUUUGCACGCCAGAACCGCCUACACUGACUCUCCAGAGAAGACCCGCCAUCUCUUGCGUCUCUGGUUGAUGGUCAAUGACCGCGAUGUCCGUUGGUCGAUGCCUUAUGCCAAGGAUGAUGUCAACUAUGACUAUGCCUACCUUGGAAAGCAGACUGUUCCCUUGGAAGCCGAGUAAACCAAUAUACAUAUAUAUAUCAAUUAGCAAUAAGGUUCAAUAGUUAAUAAGCUACAAACUGUUUUUUUUUUGUUUCAACACUCAAUCCCUCCUCUUUACUUUUAUUUUCUAUUUCUAUUUUUUGAUAUUAUACCCUAUUCUUUUAUUCCUUUCUUUUACAUACUCUUAUAUGUGUCUAUUGUAUAUAUUUAUAUUUAUAUAUAUGAUACACAUUUCAAAAAUUAUGCACAAAAUAAUAAUAAUAAUAAAAAACACUCUAUUUCCAACCUUCUUUUUAUGAUUAUUGAUAUAUUGAUAUUAUCACAUAUACAUUUUUUGGAGUUAUAUAAUACAAAAUAUACAUAUUUGGGCCAAGUGUUAACUUGUAAUUAAUAAUAAUAAUAAAGGUGUAUGUGUAUGUG
Molecule: messenger RNA, 1620 nt
Organism: Phycomyces blakesleeanus NRRL 1555(-)
Lineage: Eukaryota; Fungi; Mucoromycota; Mucoromycetes; Mucorales; Phycomycetaceae
Exons: 2
Coding region: 74-1219 (381 amino acids)
Molecular function (GO): oxidoreductase activity
Source: RefSeq, a predicted model, not a curated record